Macrosteles quadrilineatus (aster leafhopper) is the source of this 3732-nucleotide messenger RNA. RefSeq names its product 4'-phosphopantetheine phosphatase. Gene Ontology annotation, biological process: coenzyme A biosynthetic process. Gene Ontology annotation, molecular function: pantothenate kinase activity; ATP binding. NCBI's taxonomy places the organism in Eukaryota, Metazoa, Arthropoda, Insecta, Hemiptera, Cicadellidae. The record is from RefSeq and is a predicted model, not a curated record. The coding region runs from base 364 to 2697 and encodes 777 amino acids. Gene Ontology annotation, cellular component: nucleus; cytosol. The transcript is spliced from 16 exons.
ACGGUGUUGCCAUUUCGAAUCGAACGCCGCGGUCGCGGUCGUCAUGGUCAUAGUAGACGGACAUUAUUGCAUUUUGAUGAUCAUGUGAUAAUGCUGUGGCCAAGGUCAAGGUGAUGGUGAUUCGGUGAUACGAUACUAGGUCAACUAACUAGUGUGGUGAUAGCAUUACUUCAUCUAUGGUGAUAGUGAGUGACACAAGGGAAUGAAUAAAUACUGACUGACUGAUUUGAAUUGAAUUUAGAAUUUAGCCUUAGCCUAUCAAUGUUAUCAUAUCAACAUCAACAUCAAGUCAUGAGCAGUGAAAUCUGAAUAUUAGUUUUAAAAAUUAGCCUACAGUUAGUACUACAGUUUAGUUAAGUUAUUAUGGAUCGUGAAGGAAAUCCUAAAAGUCUUAAAAUUGAAGAUAUAGAAGGUUUUAGAAAUUUGAAAAAUGCUAAACGAUUUGCGAUUGAUAUUGGUGGAACACUUACAAAAAUUGCUUACUAUUCCAAAAUUUCUCAAAGAAUAAUUAACUAUGAUUCUGAAGAGGAUAAGUUUGACACAAUGGAAGGUGCACGUUUGCAUUUUGUCAAAUUUGAAACCAAAUACAUAGCAAGCUGUUUGGAUUUUGUACGACAGAAUCUGGUUGGAAGUAGAGAUUUAAUGGCUGGUAAAAAAAUAAAAGCUACUGGAGGUGGGGCAUACAGAUAUGCUGACUUGUUGCAGGAAAAACUUGGUUUAUCGGUAGAAAAGGAAGAUGAAAUGGGAUGUCUAAUCAAGGGGUGCAAUUUUCUUCUGAAGAACAUCAGUGAUGAGGCCUUCAUCUACCAUCGUCAUGGCGACCCAGAGUACGACUUCCAGCUGGCAGACCCAGACAUUUUCCCUUACCUUUUAGUCAACAUAGGCUCAGGGGUCAGCAUCAUGAAGGUAGAAUCAGAAGAUAAAUAUGAGAGAAUUGGAGGCACUGCGACUGGUGGAGGAACAUUUUGGGGACUGGGAUCAUUGCUGACUAAAGCAAAGGGUUUUGACGAACUGCUGGAGCUAGCAGAGCAGGGAGACCAUCGUCAUGCAGACAUGUUAGUGCGAGACAUCUACGGAGGAGACUACCAGACUCUUGGACUGCCAGGCGACUUGAUUGCAUCGUCCUUUGGAAAAGUCUGUCCGAAGCGAGGAGACCAAGGACAGCAGUGCUCUGAAGCAGACGUGGCUCGUAGCUUGCUGUUCACCAUCAGCAACGACAUUGGACAGAUUGCGUGUCUCUAUGCAAUGAUGCACAAGCUGAAUAGGGUAUACUUUGGUGGCUACUUCCUCCGUAAUCACCCCCUCAGCAUGCACACAAUCUCGUUUGCCAUCAACUUCUGGUCACGAGGUUCCGUCCAGUGCCGGUUUCUGCGCCAUGAAGGCUACCUUGGUGCCAUCGGAGCAUUCUUGAAGGGCGCCGAGGAGUGGGAUGAGGAUAAGUACUCUUGGCUAGAGAACUACGCAGGCAGUUCAGGUCUGAGGACACAAGCCUCUGUCAUGUUGGAGAGUUCGGUGCCGGUAGAUCAGCUGGAGCUUGACAGAUGGCAGACGACGCUAUCCUUCUGUCCUCUACUGGCCGACCCAGCCAACUACGUGCCUGACACGGUCGAUCUCAACGGUGACCAGGAAGCUAGGGAGUACUGGCUGGACUGUUUUGAGAACUCGAUAGGCAAGUAUGUACAGAAGGCAGUGGAGAGCCAGCCUGAGAGUAAGACAGCUGCUGCGAGAGGUCAACAACUCAUGGACAAGUACCUGGCCAGAUUGAGACAUCUCAAGGAGCAACCAUUCAAUGAUGACUCAAAAGGCUCUGUUACUUACAGAGAAGUCUUUCCUCCUGUACAAAAUACACCAUAUCUUGUUAAACAAAUCGAUGCCUAUGGGAACCUUACUGUACGCAGCUUGCUAGACACCAUAGAACAUUGUCUCAAGGAGUUUGACUUCCCUGACCCUUAUCUUGCCCAAAAGCAGGUGGAGAACGAGUGUGCCCUGGCGUUGCUGCCUGCGCGGCUCACACAGCUGGACGAGAUGCCAGACAGUGAGCGAGGGGUAGAACUGAUAACCGCACUGUUGGCUGGCAACAUGUUUGACUGGGGUGCAAAGGAAGUGGUUGACUUCAUGGAGAAGGGCAACUUUGGCUUCAAGGAGGCAAGGGAGAAAAUACCUGAGAGACCUUGGUUGGUGGAUACGCUAGACCAGUGGAUGGAGAGAUGGAGAGGCCCACCUCACAAGUGUGCAGCAAUCUUCAUUGACAACAGCGGCAUAGACUUUGUCUUGGGCGUUCUACCGUUUGCCAGAGAGCUGCUCAAACGAGGCACCAAAGUGAUCCUCUGUGCCAACUCUGCGCCUGCUCUGAACGACGUCACUCACUCUGAGUUGCUUGUGCUGAUAAGACAGGUGUCCGCCAUGUGUGACGUGGUGUCAGGCGCUGUAGCCGAGGGACGGUUGGUAGCCAUGGAGACAGCUCAGGCUGGCCCUUGUCUGGACCUCAGCAAGCUGGACCGUGACCUGGUGAACGCGUUGGUGCACGUUGACCUACUGGUGCUGGAGGGGAUGGGUCGAGCCGUCCACACCAACCUGGACACCAAGUUUACCUGCGAGAGUCUCAGACUAGCUGUCAUCAAGAACCGAUGGCUGGCCAACAGACUCGGCGGUCCCAUGUUCUCAGUCAUUUGCAAAUAUGAGACUCCUUCUGCGUAACUGCACCAUUAUGGCCAACUGAUAUUAAUUUAGUUGGGGGUUAUAAGGAUGCAUACUUAAUCCAAGCUUAAAUAUUUUCAAUUUAUACAAUUUUUUGUCAGAGCGGAUAUACUAGGUAGUUUACGGUUGGAUUGUCACAGAACAAUUGAAAAAUCUGGAAAUUGAAAAAAAUAAGCUUAACACCAUUAAUUUGCCUGUGGCUUAGUGUUUUAAAUAUUUCUAGAUGCUAGGUGUUCUAGAACUUAGUAUGUUUCUUAAUUCUAUGAAAAAAUAUUGGGUUCUGAUUCUGAAUCACAAUGUAUUCAAUAUAUUGAGGGAGAAUGUACUUAACUAUUUAUCUCGUAAAUUUAAAUUGGAAAAUCUGUUUUCACCAUCCAAAAGUUGGUUACAUUCUUUUGGAAAUUUGAAGCUUAGAUUUUUUAACAUGUUGAUAUAUUCUAUUACAGUCCAGAAAAUUUUCAGUUUUUUGCUUGCCCUAGAAAAAUUUCCAGAAUCGGUUCUGUGUAUUUUACUUUUAUUCUUUAUGAAUAAAAUAUUAUUAAAUUCUUAUACAUGUAUACUUGAUUAUUUCCAACUUUUCUGGCGACCAUCAAGAUUAUUAUUCUGGUUCCUUUUUUUUUAAGAAAUAUUAUCAACGAUUAACGGUGUAUUAACGGUGUAUUAACGGUGUAUUACGAUUAACGGCAAUAUUAGUGCCACAGUUUAUGUUGUCCUACAGUCAAGUAGUUUGACAAACGUUACUUAAAUGAUAGUUUUUUCAUCUCUAUGUUCACUUUUCAUGACUAGUUGUUUUUCUGUGAACUGUGUUAGAUGAAAUAUUGCAUGAUUCAAAAUGAAAAAAUUGAAAUAAUCAUUAUCAUAUGUGGAACUAUGUUUUGUAAACACAAAGUCAUCAGUGCAAAGUUUGGAAUAAACCUACUUAUUCCACCAUAGGUUAUUGAAAUGGAAUAGGUUUGAAGUUUGUAAAUAUAGGUUACUCCUUCGCAAGACAUGUAUAUUAUCAAAUAAAUUUUACAAAUUGUUAUUAGAAGAUUA